CAUCUAUCUAUAAUGUGUAUUUAAUUAUUUCUUUUGAGAUGUCCAAUCAAGAAAUCGAUGAGAUGACUUUCAUAUACCACCAUCAUUAGAGUACAGAAUUAACAAUGAAACAUAAGACAGAGAAGAAUGAGACACUUGAACGUGAGAAUUUUAAUGGAGAAAGCAACUAUACUUGUUGUUUUUCUUUUUUCACUCCACAUUCAAAAAAUCUACACCGCUGAAAUUGACUUGAUUUCAGAUUCAAAGUUCUUGACAGAAGCUGACACGUUGGUCUCACCGGGUGGAAAUUUUGUACUAGGGUUUUUCAGGUCAGGAAGCCCUGAGAACAAAUACGUUGGUAUAUGGUACAAGAAAAUCUCUGUUCAAACGGUGAUUUGGGUUGCCAACAGAGACUUCCCAAUCAACGGUUCAUCAUCCGGCACACUGAGGAUCAUCUCUCCAGGAAAUCUCGUCCUCAUGAACGGGAACGACACCAAUGAUGUAAUCUGGUCAUCCAAUACAACUUCAUCAGCUAACGUAACUGUACACCUUGAAGACAAUGGAAAUCUAGUUGUAAGAGAAACAAUAGAAGAGAAGAUUCUAUGGCAGAGUUUUGAUUAUCCAACUGAUACACUUCUACCUGGCAUGAAAGUCGGGAGAAAUUUCUUAACGGGUAAGGAAUGGACACUAUCUUCAUGGAAGAGCAAUCAAGAUCCAGCUCCAGGUGAAUUCACAUGGAGCGCAGACACAAGCGGCUAUCCUCAGAUCAUACUAAAACAAGGCACAACAGUCAUCUUCCGAGGUGGACCAUGGAAUGGUGUUUGGUUUAGUGGGGAUUCUGCUUCCACCAGGAACAUCAUUACCGGAGAUAUGAUUAUUAAUGAAACAGAGGCGUAUUACAGUUAUUCUCUUCUCAAUACUUCUGUUAUCUCGAGACUCGUCUUGAAUUCAUCUGGCCAGUUAGAACGUUGGGUGUGGGUUAAUGAUGUGAACAAAUGGCAGAUUUUUCUUCAGUUAGAAAGAGAUUUCUGUGAUGGGUACAACAUCUGUUAUGGUUAUGGAACGUGUAGCAGUUUAACCUCACAAAGAUGUUCUUGUUUAGAUGAGAUAAGAUUCGUGCCCAGAAACCAGAAGGGAUGGGAGAUGGCAGAUUGGUCGGGUGGUUGUGUGAGGCGAACACCAUUGGAUUGCAAAAAUGGAACCGAUGGGUUUAUCAAGUACUCUAAUGUGAAGUUGCCUGAUACAGAGUCUUCAUGGUAUAACGUGAGCAUGAGCCUGAACGAAUGUAGAGAAAAAUGCUUCAAGAAUUGUACAUGUAUGGCCUAUUCAAAUAUAGACAUCAGACAGGGGGGAAAUGGCUGCUUGCUUUGGUUCAGUGAACUUUUGGAUAUGAAAGAGGUACCUGAUAGCAAUGGUGGUCAGGAUAUCUUCGUAAGAAUGGCUUCCUCAGAAUUAGUACACGAGAAGAAGGAGAGAGCGAACAUCAAGAUCAUCUUACCAGUAGUUUUUCUGGGGGUUCUUCUGAUAGGCUUGAGCUCUACAUGGUUCCAUCAUGCAUGUAGAAAAAGGCAUCAUCAACAGCUUAGGAAAGAUUCAGGGGAAUUCUUCGAUGUUGGUCAAAGCCAGAGAGAAGCAAUGGAGCUACCAUUGUUUAGCUUUUCUACAUUAGCUAGAGCUACUGCUAGGUUUUCGCCAGAUAAUAAAAUUGGAGAAGGUGGAUUUGGAUCAGUUUAUAAGGGUGUGUUAGAAGAAGGACUAGAGAUUGCAGUUAAGCGUCUAUCUACGACUUCAAGCCAAGGACUUGAUGAGUUUAAGAAUGAAGUCAUUUGCAUUUCAAAACUUCAGCACCGAAAUCUUGUUAGACUCCUCGGAUGUAGCAUAUUGGGAGAUGAAAAGUUGUUGAUCUAUGAGUACAUGCCAAACAGAAGCUUAGACUUGUGUUUAUUUGAUAAGACACGAAGCAGACAACUUGAUUGGACAACGCGUUUUAACAUUAUCAAAGGAAUUGCUCGAGGACUUCUUUAUCUGCAUCAAGAUUCACGCUUAAGGAUCAUCCAUAGAGAUCUUAAAGCUAGCAAUGUUCUACUUGAUCUGGACAUGAACCCUAAGAUAUCAGACUUUGGGAUGGCUAGAAGCUUUGGAGGAAACGAAUCUCAAGCAAACACACAGAGAGUUGUUGGCACAUAUGGUUACAUGUCCCCGGAGUAUGCAUUAGAUGGUGUUUUCUCAUUCAAAUCCGAUGUAUUUAGCUUUGGUGUUUUAGUGCUAGAGAUAGUGAGUGGGAAAAGAAACAGGGGAUUCAUUCAUUCUGAACAUGACAAUAACCUCCUUGGACAUGCAUGGAGAAUGCAUAACGAAGGCAGAGGGAGAUUGUGCAAUGCUGAAGAAUCUGGUGGUCGGAAUCAACCCACAGCAGCGUACAUCGUAUUCGAACAUUUUAUUGCAACCACAAAGAUUUUUUUUGAGAUAUAG
Lactuca saligna is the source of this 2451-nucleotide messenger RNA. NCBI's taxonomy places the organism in Eukaryota, Viridiplantae, Streptophyta, Magnoliopsida, Asterales, Asteraceae. The record is from the annotation of a GenBank genome assembly.